Molecule: messenger RNA, 267 nt
Organism: Penicillium robsamsonii
Lineage: Eukaryota; Fungi; Ascomycota; Eurotiomycetes; Eurotiales; Aspergillaceae
Exons: 3
Coding region: 1-267 (88 amino acids)
Source: RefSeq, a predicted model, not a curated record
AUGACUUCCAUCAAUACUCCCGAGGAGCAGGCCAUCGCCUUCCUCCUGACCUGUAUCAAUUGGGACAAUGUCUCACUCGAUAUCGGUGUCGAUAUGAUUGCCGAAGUGGCCAGGAAAUACUACUUCAGCAUUGUGAAUAAUGCCGAAGAGUUCGACCGCUCUGACAAGCAUCCCGAAAUCCCCAGAGACCCUUCCUGGGAGUCCGUCACGGCUGAGGAGAUUGGCCCCAUCGUCAUAGUCGAAGAGUCAAAUGAUAUCAUUAUGUAG